This is a messenger RNA of Xyrichtys novacula (pearly razorfish), 455 nucleotides long. The record is from the annotation of a GenBank genome assembly. NCBI's taxonomy places the organism in Eukaryota, Metazoa, Chordata, Actinopteri, Labriformes, Labridae.
AUGCACCGCGCGCGCAGCCCGGAGAUGCUGCUGCUGCUGCUGAAGCUGGUGACCGACUGCAGCAUCCGACAUGGGCAUCCUUUAAUCCGACCGAGCUACAGUGAGUGCUUUUCCCUUCACUUUCACCCUCGUCACCUCCAAUUACAACCCCCUCUCCUCCACUACCUCCCCUUCCUCACCCCUCGUCCCCCCAUCUCUAUAUUAUUGUCUCCCUUUGUGCUCUUUCUUUCACGAGCGAUGGCGCAUAACUCGGCGAAAACGGCGCGUCCUCAUAGAGUUAGAGGUGAGGAAAUAGUGCCUUCUUCCUGUUUGUAGACUACACCACACCUUUGCGUCGUUGCGUGAGAAAAGAGGAGAGUUUAGGGUGGGUGUCGCUUCUCCCCGUGGACCGUAGAGCCGCAGCAGGCUGUGUGAGUGUGUGUGUGGAGGGACCGGGGGAGUACAGGAGGAGAUAG